This is a messenger RNA of Microsporum canis CBS 113480, 654 nucleotides long. RefSeq lists its product as hypothetical. NCBI's taxonomy places the organism in Eukaryota, Fungi, Ascomycota, Eurotiomycetes, Onygenales, Arthrodermataceae. The transcript has 3 exons. The record is from RefSeq and is a predicted model, not a curated record. The coding region runs from base 1 to 654 and encodes 217 amino acids.
AUGCCUUCUGAUGUAUUCAGUUAUAUCCUUGAAGACAUACAAGCUCAAAAAUGGCCUUUGGUUGUAACAGACACCCUACAUAUGCUCCAGGAGGACGACAAGUCUCUGAAAACGUCGGCUGAGUACGCUGAGUUUCUCAAAGCAAUUCAUGAGCCAUUAUGCGGAAAUCAGGCUAGAAAACGAAGACGGUCUGAAUCUUCGCCACCUCGGCCACAGAGUAACACUGACCUGCAGACCAUUACUGGUUGGGAAAUCUUCACCGUCGAAGUGACGGCUGAGCACUUCAAAUUCCCUCUCUAUUCGGUAAUGUUUAUCCAACACUCGGGCUGCUCCGUUCUAACGUUGCAGAUCUCGGCGGGUGAGCUGGGUGUCGACCAUGGCGACCCUCUUCAGCUGGAUGCAAUGCUCGAUCGAAUCUUCGGGAUGGCCAAACACCUUAACGCGGUUCUGCUUGUUGGAUGCUGCGUGAUGCGGGCUUGGUGUGCAAUUCGAUUGUACAUCGCCCCGUUCUCUGCUCUAUGUUUAGUCGUGGCGUAUCUCAAUUCCAACAUGCCAAAUCCACCAAUGCCCAGGCCAGGAUAUCAUGAGAUAUUGGCUGUCUCCACGGAGGGCAACGAGUAUGCCUUGAGCUGCCUUUGCCAACAGGCCGCAUGA